Rodentolepis nana is the source of this 996-nucleotide messenger RNA. NCBI's taxonomy places the organism in Eukaryota, Metazoa, Platyhelminthes, Cestoda, Cyclophyllidea, Hymenolepididae. The record is from the annotation of a GenBank genome assembly.
UUUACAUUUUAUGUUAUGGAUUCCAAUAGGUUUCCCCCGACGAUGCUUGCUGUGAUUAAUAAGUAUGCGUCAAUGGAAGUUGACGACUCAGAAGGUGAAGAACUGGAUUACUAUAUUAAUCAGUGCCCAUUGAAUUAUCAAUCCGAAAGUUUGCAAUCUAGGCAAAAUUGUUUAAUUGAAUCAACUUCCAAAUUUAUUUUUGGUAAUAAUGUGGAUUCAACAAAUAAACAGGACGAGCAUUCUAAUCCUCUUGUUAAAAGAAAAAGAUCUCCAUGCGCACCUAAUUUUGAACCGAAUGUCGAGAACGAGGAGAAGAAGAACAAAGUAGCCACCGUGGCUCCGUUCGAACUUUUGAAAAGAAAUUUCGAACGACUGAAGAGGCGUCAUUCGCUUCCAUCUUUUUCGGGUAACAUGAUAUACCUGAGUGGUGGUCGACGUCUAUCGCCCCAGAUGGCUUGUGUUACGUUGUGGGAAGUUGUCUGUCUAUUUGUUUCUCCUUUAGACGAUCAUUUUAUGAUUCCACCCCAACACAGCGGAAACGUGUCGCUUUCUCCGCGCCGAGUUUUUCCGUUUGAGGCUUUUGAACGCAACUACGGGGCUCAUACGAGGCGUCAUUCUGUCUCCCCCUCUCGAAGCAAACCGAAUGUCGAGAACGAGGAGAAGAAGAACAAAGUAGCCACCGUGGCUCCGUUCGAACUUUUGAAAAGAAAUUUCGAACGACUGAAGAGGCGUCAUUCGCUUCCAUCUUUUUCGGGUAACAGUCUCCUCGCGGAAUCGACACCUGAGACAGGGAGAGUCCCCAUUAUCGCUUCACGACAAGCUUUUGAUCUAUCACGCGCUGUUCCUAAUUGGUUUACUCCUCCUCGGGCCUCGACAGUUCGACUUAGUCGUUCAGUUUUGGCGAGACAUUCUUUAAGCUCCAGCACUUUACCAGAUAAUUCUUAUUCACCUGACAGCCGGUUGUUGUCUUGGGUCAAAUCUCAGUUGAAACCUUAG